CCCCGUCGCCAACGCUCUUGGCCGGACACAACGGCGAGCGGGAUUGGCUUAGCUGGCUGAGGCGUAACACAGCCUGUCAGCCCAAUAGAUCAGGAAGCGAUUGGGCUUCUUCGUACUCUAAUAGCUUAGGCAAGGGAACCGGGCAAGCCGCCGGGAAGCUGGCCGACGCUACGCAGAUGACGUACGCGCGGGUUAACCCGCGUCUUCUCCUCCCUGUCUUUCCACCUGCUGCUCCCACGCACUUGGCGUAGCGCUGCCUUCUUUCUCUACGCACUUGGCGCAGCGAGAUGCUCUUUAUUGGCAAAAUCAGGGAAGAGAUGCGAUUCGCUCGCGACAGGAAACCCGACAACAGGGAUGCACCAUGUGCAGGGGGAGGGGGAGGAAGGGAAGGUGGAUUUUGGAGAAAGACGGGGGGGGGAAGGGAGAGGAGGAGGCAAAGCCGCUCAGGUGGCUCGGCCGUCUCUCCCUUAGCCCCAGCUCAGUCGCUGGCUCUCCGCCUUGCAUUGCGCGCAGAAGCGUCCAGGUAAAGGGGGUGCACGGAAGGCUCUUGGUGCAAUGCCGCAGGCUCAUUGCAAGGCGCAGAUUGUACCAUUUCCUCGGGCUCCCCUCCUCAUGCACUGCGGCGAAGGCUGCCCCUUUGCACGGCAAUAGCGGCCAGAUAAUAACAAGAUUAGGACAGCCGGGCAACCCCUGCAUGCCUGACCCGCCUUGUCCAAAAAGGCAAGCGGACGCCACCACCCCACCAUGUCGGUUGCCUUUGCUUCUGCACGCCCGAGAGGCAAAGGAGAGGUCACCCAGCAAACUAUCCAAAAGAUGUUGGAUGAAAAUCACCAUCUGAUACAGUGCAUUAUGGACUAUCAGAGCAAGGGCAAAACAGCAGAAUGUACUCAAUACCAACAAAUCUUACACAGAAAUCUGGUUUACUUGGCCACCAUAGCAGACUCUAAUCAGAAUAUGCAGUCCUUGCUGCCUGCUCCACCAACACAAAACAUGAACCUCGGCCCAGCUGGAAUGAGUCAGAGUGCCUCCAGUCAGUCUCUCCAUUCACAAAGCAACCUCAGUGAUGCCAUCAGCACGGGGCUUCCAGCAUCCUCUCUCAUGCAGAGCCAGAUUACCAAUGGUCCCAACCAUGUGUCUAUGCAGCAGUCGGGCCAGAACACCCUUCCCACGACCUCCUUGAGCAUGAGUCUCAGCAGCCAUGGAACUGGGCCCAGUUAUAGUCACACAGUGCCUGCGUCUCAGACCGUUGCCCUGCAAGGCCAGGGAUCAAUCGGCAACUACGUCUCGCGAGCCAAUCUCAGCAUGCAGUCCAACCCAGUUUCCAUGAUUCACCAGCAAGCAGCAACAUCACAUUACAACUCUGCACAACCAGGAACUCAACAUUACCAAGGGCAGUCUUCCAUUGCCAUGAUGAGCCAGAGUAAUCAAGGAAACAGCCUCAUGGGGCAGAGGCCAAUGGGCUCUUAUAGAGCUUCACAGCAAGGUUCUUCUCAGCAGUACAUGGGUCAGGAGGAAUAUUAUAGUGAGCAAUACAGUCAUGGACAAGGAUCUUCGGAAUCCAUGAACCAGCAAUAUUAUCCUGACGGCCACGGUGAUUAUGCGUAUCAGCAGUCGUCUUAUUCUGAGCAAAGCUAUGAUCGAUCAUUUGAGGACUCCACACAGCACUAUUACGAAGGAGGGAAUUCCCAAUACAGCCAACAGCAAGCCGGAUACCAACAAGGAGCUGCCCAGCAGCAAACGUAUUCCCAGCAGCAAUACUCAAAUCAACAAACUUAUCCAGGACAACAGCAAGGAUACGGACCUGCCCAAGGAACUUCGUCACAAUAUUCUAGUUACCAACAAGGACAGGGCCAACAGUACGGAAGCUACAGAGCUUCACAAACUGGACCAUCUGCACAGCAACAGAGGUCUUAUGGCUAUGAACAGGGCCAGUAUGGAAACUAUCAGCAAUAAAAUGACAAGCGCCUGUGUCACCUUUGUUUUCAAUAUUUAUGUCCAUUUUUUUGGAACUUGGAUGUAUGGGCAAGUCUUUUUUUUUUAAUGAUUGAUGAUGGAUCGUAAGAUGUUGGAUACCGCUGUAGCACAGAGAAGCGUUUGUAUGUGAAAUAGUAUUCAUUUCAUGCUGGAUAUGAAACAGUGCAUUACAGUACUGGCAACGAGGCAAUGUUUGGAUGGUCUGGUACAUUUUGGUGCUGCUGUUAAUAAUCCUUGCAGAAGUUCUUCCAUCACUUUUUGCCACCUCCUCUUUUGAGGUAUAAAGUUGGAGAAACCAAGAGGUCACAUAGCAUUUUUUUUAUCUGCUUAUUAUUUUUUUUCACAAUAUCAUUGGCAGCCUAGCCUCCUUCGGAUCCGAUGGACCACUACCCAGCGGGAAGUUCUUUAUGGGCUGUAUGACAAGCAUAUAACUGAAUAUAUCUUUCAUUUUCUGUUCACCCAACUGGUUUGGCAUUGGGAUAUCCCAACCCAGAUGUGUUUCAGCUAUUCCCAGGGGCACUUCCUUUGAAAUAGGUUGCUCUUCGUUAGAUUCGAAUUGGGCUCAGUGUAUUCUAAAAUCUACUUAAUUGAGCUAGGAUGGAAAUCACAGCUACUGGGAUGUAGCGAUAUAUAUUUGAGAUUGGGACAGUAAUUUUGUAUAUGACUCAUUCAUCUUCAAUUUGUUAGGACAUAGAACAGCGGUUCUCAACCUGUGGGUCGCGACCCCAUUUGGGAUCGAACGACCAUUUCACGGGGUCGCCAAACAACACAGUCCGCCAUUUUUUCCCUCUUUUCCUUAGCUGUGCUUCUCC
Crotalus tigris (Tiger rattlesnake) is the source of this 2786-nucleotide messenger RNA. RefSeq names its product SS18L1 subunit of BAF chromatin remodeling complex (gene SS18L1). NCBI's taxonomy places the organism in Eukaryota, Metazoa, Chordata, Lepidosauria, Squamata, Viperidae. Gene Ontology annotation, biological process: positive regulation of dendrite morphogenesis; positive regulation of transcription by RNA polymerase II. Gene Ontology annotation, cellular component: nucleus. The record is from RefSeq and is a predicted model, not a curated record. Gene Ontology annotation, molecular function: transcription coactivator activity. The transcript has 11 exons. The coding region runs from base 745 to 1953 and encodes 402 amino acids.